AUGGGAUUUGAGCAAAGUAAUCGUGUGUCGAGAACGGGGCACGGUUCCACGUUUCGUGUUCAUGACCAAUUCACUGAUCGCAUUGAUCUGAUCUGCACUGGCCAUCCGUAACAAUUCCUGUCGUUUAUGAUUGUCAGCUUCUUGUAACACGCUUUUCAAAAACGCGCGCGUGACUGCGGGUAUCAAUUUUUAAAAAUACCCCGAAAACAGUAUUUAAAAUCUGUUUGAAAAUAAAUUUGGUUGACUUUUUUCCUUUGAAGUAUAUUUCAUAGGACAGCCGAGCUUUUUCAAAACACCCUAUAAACAGCCUGUUUCAGUUAGGUUUGGAAACAGGUUUCCAUUUAAAUACCUUUUAAAUGAGGAUAGUUUGUGAAAAUACAGUAAAAACAGCUAGUUUUAAUCCUGUUUGGAGAGAUUUCAAGAUGUUCGUCAUUCAAAUCACAAUUUAAAUUGAACUGCCUCUUAAACCUUCUUCGAACAUGUUUUAACUAUGCUAUUUAUGAGCUGUUUAAGGUCGUAGACGAGGAAGUAUAUUCAAAAUAGUCUUUAAACAUCCUAAUUAAAACCUGAUUUUGAACUUUACUUGUAAAAACUACUUUUUAAAUCUUUGAUUUUAGGUUCUUCUUUCCAAAAUGCAGUUUAAAUACGGUAUUUAAAAAAAUUUUAGCAACUUGCCAGUACUCUCUUUCCGAAAAUAUAGUUUAAAUACUGUAUGUAAAAUGUAGUUUUGAUAGCAAAUAUAUUUCAAGUACAAGGAAAACCUGGGAAAAUGUUUUAAAUAUUAUUCAAAUAGAUGUCAAAUACAAUUCAAACUUUUAACGCUAUUUUGGUUUUAGUCGUGAAAUAUAAUAAAAAUACCUCAAAUUGUGGUAAAAAUAGUUUUUAAAUCAUUUAAAUAGCUUUAAACUAUUUCACAAACAGUUUUAAAAUACACUUGAUUUGGUGCGGUAGUUUCCCCAACACUUGCAAUUAAUGAUUUUCGAGUUACUCAAGUCGCUACUGCUAAAACUCUUGGAUUGACCAUCGAUGAUGAUCUCGAUUGGGGUAGCCAUAUGGAGAACAUAAUAGAGAAAGUAUCUUCUGGCAUCGGGGCCAUUAAGCGAGUAAGGCACCUUAUCCCCCAAGCGACCUUACAACUAAUUUACCAACCUCGUAUUGACCCUCACCUCAAUUAUUGCAAGACAGUUUGGGCAAGCAGAAGCAUUCGUGGAAAGCAGCUUUUUUUAAAUAUUUUUUAUAAUGUAGAAGGUUUAUGUUUUCUUAUUUGAACUGUAAUUUUUUGGCUGAUGAAUUGACCGUGAAUAAAUAAAGAUUAUGAAAUAAAGAUUAUCUAUCUCCCUAUUUAUCUAUUCCAAUAAAUAGACGACCGGAAGUGAAUAUUACCCAGAAAUUUUGGUUAAAGAUGGCAAAAAAACCUUACGCCAACAUUUUAUUUUGCGUAAAAUUGUCUAAAUGUUUACGUUAUAAGCCUAGAAUUGUAUCAAGUUAUAACAAGUUAGCUAUAACAGCGUUUAGCUACUUCACGCCAUGUGUGAAUGUUACAUUGUAAGGCCUACAUUCAUAUAAUAAGAUGUUUACUAUUUAGAAAAAUGACAUAAAGCGAAAAAUAUCUCCCAUAUUCGUGCGCAGAAAACAUCAGCAACUGUCGUGAUUGACUCAAGUUGCUUCAGAGAAUCGUAUCAAUGAUUUGGAAAUGCCCUAUCUGCCUGCACGACAUUUCGUUUGAUCUUAAUGAGCUACCAUUUGCUUCUCUGUCCGAAGCCCUUCGCCGAGCGAAACUCGAAAUCGAUAUGUUUAGACUUUAAGGGCUGUGGAAACUCCUGGUUUCUAAUAUGUGCGUGCUAUCGCUCAUAUUUAAUUUAUUUACAUUGCUAGGAAACAAAGACUGCCUAAGCCGAACGUGAGAAGUAUUGAAUAUCGAUCAAUGAAAAACUUUGAUGAGCCAGCUUUUCUUUCGUCCUUAAGUGACAUUCCAUGGGACACUGCUUACACCUUUGAUGAUGUGAAUGAUAUUUGGUGCCACUGGAAAAGCCUUCUCAAGCAAGCUAUUGAUCAUCAUGCUCCACUCAAACGCGUGAACCUUAAAAGCAAUCACCUGCCGUGGAUCAACCCUGCUAUUCAAAACCAAAGACGCAUCAGGAAUCUUUUGUACGAAUGA
Porites lobata is the source of this 2158-nucleotide messenger RNA. Lineage: Eukaryota; Metazoa; Cnidaria; Anthozoa; Scleractinia; Poritidae. The record is from the annotation of a GenBank genome assembly.